Molecule: messenger RNA, 1090 nt
Organism: Solanum stenotomum
Lineage: Eukaryota; Viridiplantae; Streptophyta; Magnoliopsida; Solanales; Solanaceae
Product: (+)-cis,trans-nepetalactol synthase NEPS2-like
Exons: 1
Coding region: 247-1047 (266 amino acids)
Molecular function (GO): oxidoreductase activity
Source: RefSeq, a predicted model, not a curated record
GCUACAAUAAGCUAUGGGAUCUACUUUCUGAAUGAUUCCAACAUAUGAACUGACAAAUUUGAGGGUACUUCUGCUAAUUCAAUAAUUCCCAAAAUUCAACUGAUGUUGGCAUUUACCUAAUUAUAAUCAUUAGGUAUGCACAUGUCUUUUUUUUUCCUAUUCCAACAAACAGUUUGUUGAAUAUAAAUACACAAAGUGCCAAAGUGUUUGUUACCUUCAAAGUGCGUCCAAAAAAGUCGAAAGAAAAUGGAAAACCCAAUUCCGCCAUCAUUCAAUCCAAAAUUGAACGGUAAAAUUGCCAUCAUCACCGGAGGAGCAAGCGGAAUUGGCGAAGCGACAGCAUAUCUGUUUGCUCAACAUGGCGGUCAGGUAGUAAUUGCUGACAUCCAAGAAGAAAAAGGUCGAUCGGUUGCGGAAUCAAUCGGGUCCACUCACUGCACUUUCAUUAAAUGUGACGUUACAGACGAGCAACAAGUCCAAUCCCUGGUACAAUCAACAGUGGAAAUUCACGGUCGAGUCGAUAUAAUGUUCAGCAACGCCGGAAUUGCAAGCCACAACGAGCACGCACAAGAUAUUCUAGGGUUCAAUCUGGAUGCUUUAGAUAACCUAUUCGCGGUCAACGUUCGUGGGUCAGUCGCUUGCGUGAAACACGCGGCGAAGGCAAUGGUGGAAGGUGGGGUAAAAGGGAAGAUAAUAUGCACGGCGAGCGCGGCGGCAACGAUGGGGGUAACGAGGCAAAUUGACUACGCAAUGUCGAAACACGCAGUACUGGGAUUGGUGAGGUCUGCAAGUAAAGGACUGGGUGCGUAUGGUAUACGAGUGAACUGUGUUUCUCCAGCAGCAGUGGCAACACCAUUGUUAGAGAAAUCGAUGAAAAUGGGUGUAGAGGAGCUGGAAAAACUGUUUGAAUCCUUCAAUUGCUUGAAAGUUGGAGCUCUUAGAGCUUCUCAUGUAGCUGAUGCCGUCUUGUUUUUGGCGUCGGAUGACUCUCAGUUUGUCACCGGCCAUAAUUUGGUCGUCGAUGGAGGUUUUCAUCCUCCUAUGUGAUUGUUAUUUGGGCUUAGGUUUGGGCUCUUUUGGGUUUUCUUUC